AUGACCGCGUCCCAGGCCCUAGCAAUAGCAACGGACUCCGCCUCUGUGUAUAGAGUCCCCCGUCGACCACUACUGCCAUCGCCAUCUCCGACCCCGCUACGGUCCCGCCACCACGGCUACCUUGCUGCUCUUCAUCGCCGCCGGCGCCUCGUGCAGCAUCUCCGCCGCCAAGCUCCACCGUACCAUCACCUUCGGUCCUCCUCCUCCCUCACCAAACCAAUCCAGCUCACUGUCACCGCACCAUGCUCCUACCCCCUUCUCCAACACGAUUUCUCCUUCACCUACGGCCAGCCGCCGGUCCUCGCCGCCUACACACCGCCGCCGCACUGCCCCUCCCCAAGCUCCGCCAAAAUCGUCCUCGAGUGGACGGUGACGUGCAAGGACAGGCAAUUCGACCGCAUCCUCGACUCCGUCAGCCCAGGCAACCCCUGGCGCCGCCUCUUCCCCGACGACCUCUGCUCCUCCGCCCCCCACGGCGUCGUCUGCGACUUCUUCUACACCUCCGCCAUACCUCGCACGUCACUGAGCUCAGCUUCGGAUAUGUCUCCGACUACACCCCCAGCCCCCUCCCCCCCCCCCGCAACCCUAACUCCACCCUCACCCCGCAAUUCCUCGUUAGAGGAGCUGAUCUUCAUCGAGAUCGGCGGCGCCGAAGGCCUCCUCGUGAGGUUUAGGUCAAAUUUUAGGGUUUCCGUCAAAUUUUAA
This is a messenger RNA of Salvia splendens (bonfire salvia), 705 nucleotides long. RefSeq lists its product as uncharacterized. Bases 1 to 705 code for a protein of 234 amino acids. Lineage: Eukaryota; Viridiplantae; Streptophyta; Magnoliopsida; Lamiales; Lamiaceae. The transcript is spliced from 2 exons. The record is from RefSeq and is a predicted model, not a curated record.